GACACAAUUAACCGGAUUAUAUUCAUUACAAGUCCACUUCACAGUAGGGGCGUAGCGCAGUUAGCAACUGCGAAACGAUUCUGCACUCAUCAUCGCUAUGAACUGACAGCUGUUGACACACAAAUCCUUACUAAAACAAAACCAGAGCUCCUCCCAUUUACACACAAUCAAAAUCCUCAAUCACCAUGGGCGAAGCUCACCAAGACAUCAAUGGUCUGAAACCAGAAUCAGCACCAGCAGUUGAGACCUCACCAGAAGAAAUCACCACGAAACCUCUAACAAAAAGGUACAAAUGGUGGCUGAAAAUGCUCGUCUACUCCUUCUUCGUCCUCGCCGGCCAGUCCGUGGGAACCAUCCUCGGCCGUGUCUACUACGACAACGGCGGCAAGAGCAACUGGAUGGCCACACUCGUCCAAGUCAUCGGCUUCCCCGUCCUCAUCCCCUUCCAAUUCUUCACCACCACCAAUAACAACAACUUUCACGAUAACGACACGAACCUGAUCAUCAACACGCGCCGCCAGAAGCUCCACCUGGCGGCGUUCUACGUGGCCAUCGGCAUCUUCCUGGCAGUCGACUGCAUGCUCUACUCCAUCGGGCUGCAGUACCUCCCCGUGACCACCUACACCCUCCUCUGCGCCAGCCAGCUCGGCUUCAACGCCGUCUUCUCCCUCUUCCUCAACCGCCAGCGCUUCACCCCUUUCAUCAUCAACUCCCUCUUCCUCCUCACCGUCUCCUCCGCCCUCCUCGUCUUCGAACCCGACACUGCCACAGGCGGUCCCACCAAAAUCUCCAAGCGGAAAUACGCAAUCGGAUUCAUAUGCACCCUCGCGGCCUCCGCCGGCUACGCGAUCAUGCUGUCGCUCACGCAGCUGGCGUUUCAGCAUCUGAUCAAGAGGGAAACCACACGCGCGAUCGUCGACAUGACCGUCUACCAGAACCUGGUGGCCACCGUCGCGAUCGUCGCCGGGCUGUUCGCGGCCGGAGACUGGCGGCGCCUGGGGGCGGAGAUGGAGGGGUUCAAGACGGGGAGGGUUUCGUAUGUGAUGAAUCUGUUUUGGACGGCGGUGUCGUGGCAGGUGUUCGGGGUGGGGUGUAUUGGGCUGAUCUUUAAGGUUUCGUCGUUGUUUUCGAAUGUGAUCAGCAUUUUGGGGCUGCCGGCGGCGCCGGUGCUGGCGGUGAUCUUUAUCGGGGACAGGCUGACCGGGCUGAAGGCAGUGUCGAUGCUGCUGGCGGUGUGGGGGUUCGUGUCCUACAUCUACCAGCAUUAUCUUGAUGAUCGGAAGAGGAAGGAAUUGGAGAGAUCAGGAAGCGAUGGUGGUGUGGAGCUUCCUCUUGUUGAUGAAAGAGCAUCUCCGGUUACAUCUUAGACUUUAAUUUUCAUUUUUGUGAAUUCUUGAUUAUCGAUUAAACUGUGGUUUAUCGUUUGCUUCGUGACUGUGAUGACACGAACUUCCGACCUAUUAGUUGAAAGGAACACAUUGCAAAGUGCAAA
Messenger RNA from Salvia hispanica, 1492 nucleotides. RefSeq names its product putative purine permease 10. Gene Ontology annotation, cellular component: membrane. The record is from RefSeq and is a predicted model, not a curated record. Gene Ontology annotation, molecular function: purine nucleoside transmembrane transporter activity. Lineage: Eukaryota; Viridiplantae; Streptophyta; Magnoliopsida; Lamiales; Lamiaceae.